Messenger RNA from Brassicogethes aeneus, 932 nucleotides. The record is from the annotation of a GenBank genome assembly. NCBI's taxonomy places the organism in Eukaryota, Metazoa, Arthropoda, Insecta, Coleoptera, Nitidulidae.
CUUGUAUGUAUCAGUAUAUUAAUAAAUCUGUUACUAUGAAGUUCUCUAUUGCGAUUUUAAGUUUUUUUCUGUGUUUUUUACACUACAAUUGCGUAAAAUACGUGGAUUUGUCUUAUUCUUUUAAUAAUAAUACAAAUUACUGGCCAACUUCAACUAACUUUAAAUUCAUUAAAAAAGUAGAGGGGCAUAGAGAUGAUAAUUCAUGGUAUGCAAUGUAUGAUUUUGCUGCAGGGGAGCAUGGGGGGACACAUUUAGAUGCCCCCUAUCAUUUCAAUGAGAAUGCAUGGAAGCUUGGUGAAAUACCAUUUAAUAGACUUAUUUCCCAAGGUGCAUUUCUGGACUUAUCUACCGUAGUCUCAGCAAGUCCAGAUCCAAAUUUCCAAGUCCAACCUUCUCAUCUCGAGCAGUGGGAAAAAAUUAAUGGACCAUUCAAAAAUGGAACAAUUUUGCUAAUAAAAUUCGGAUGGUCCAAAUUUUGGCCCAACAAAACCGACUACAUGGGGCUGCAAAAUGGGACACUUAAUUUUCCUGGUAUUUCAAAGGCAGCUGCUCAAUGGAUAACGAGUUCGAAAAAAUUCUACGGUGUUGGAGUUGAUACAGCCAGUGUAGAUCCUGGGAAUUCCACGGACUUUGCUGCCCAUAGGGAACUUUCCAAAGGUUACUUGUUCAACAUGGAAAUGGUCCAAAUAGUGGAAAAUCUACCUGCUCAAGGUUUUAAAUUAUUUGCUCUACCAAUGAAAAUUGAGUUUGGAACUGGAGGACCAUUAAGACUGGUAGCAGAAUUAGAUUGUAAUUGUUAAAUUUAAUUAUUUUUAUAAAAGUUUAUAGGUAAAUAAUAAAUGAUUUAAAUAUCCCAUUUGUUUUAAAAUGUUUGAUAAAAGCUUGAUAAAAUUAAAAUAACUUUUAAUUAAUUCAAAAUAUUUAAAUUUACG